AUGGCUGAUGGCUCAUCUUCAGUGACUACUACAAAUCAACGUACACCAAUUAAUCCUUCAUUACCUAUUGAAUAUCAAAUACGCCCACCUAAUCUACCAGCUACACGUGAAACACCAUUAUCUGGUUUAUCUGCACCUGUCUAUCGUCCACGAUCAAUCUGGUACGAACUUUGGAAAUCUAAAUUAGCUUUUAUAUUAUUUUGUACUACAUCAACAUUUAUCUAUUUUGAUUAUCAACGUACACAACGAUAUAAAUUACAAAAAGCUAUAAACGCAGCAAAAGUAUGUUUUAAACGUUGGUAUAUAUUUCCAUUUAUUGGUUAUUCAUUAUUUGUUCAAAAACAUGAAAAUCUUCGACAAGAUUAUUUUCGUAAUCGAAGUCAAUUAGUUGGUGGAAUGAAAGAACCAAAUUGGUGA
This is a messenger RNA of Adineta steineri, 417 nucleotides long. The record is from the annotation of a GenBank genome assembly. NCBI's taxonomy places the organism in Eukaryota, Metazoa, Rotifera, Eurotatoria, Adinetida, Adinetidae.